This is a messenger RNA of Caenorhabditis angaria, 472 nucleotides long. NCBI's taxonomy places the organism in Eukaryota, Metazoa, Nematoda, Chromadorea, Rhabditida, Rhabditidae. The record is from the annotation of a GenBank genome assembly.
AUGCAAAUCAAUUGGUCAGCCAUCGUUCUUAGUGUCAUUUUCGCGCUUUUUGUCGGAGUUCAAAAAUCGGCCGCAAUGUAAGUCAUUUAUCUCAAAUUCGGCUUUUCUGAUUCGGAUUCUGAUCAAGAUUUAUUAGCCUAAAAAAAAUUUUGCGUGGUCCCAAGAGACCCAAAAUUCGUACAAUCGUCAAAAAUUAUUAUUUUUUGAUAGAUUAUACACAAAUUGUAUUUUGACAGGUUGUUUUUCAAUGUGGCCUGAGCGCGGGUCCAAAAUGAGGCGUUGUACUAAAAAUCCACCACGUCAUAAGUAGCUGUAAUCAAUAAAUUCUUACAGGCCAAGUCCCCAACAAGUUUCACUUUCGCCAACUCGAAAUUGCUUUUUCUCACCAAUGGGUUGUGUUUUCUUGCCAAAAAUGACACGAAUUCGCAAACUUUCGCAAGACUAUCGCUACAUUGCUCCAGAAUACGAAUAA